Molecule: messenger RNA, 779 nt
Organism: Lactuca sativa (garden lettuce)
Lineage: Eukaryota; Viridiplantae; Streptophyta; Magnoliopsida; Asterales; Asteraceae
Product: inositol diphosphatase DSP1
Biological process (GO): protein dephosphorylation
Cellular component (GO): cytoplasm
Molecular function (GO): phosphatase activity
Source: RefSeq, a predicted model, not a curated record
UACAACUGUCUCUCUCUUUUGGCGCGAAACGCCAUGAAAGUUGAAAGCUCGCCACCCGUGUUGUUCCAUGUCAUCGGAGUUGAUGGAGAAUCCUCUGGUGAAAACAGGAUGACUAUCGAACGGAAGCUGGAAAAUAGCUCCGAUGGCCUGCACAUUCCGCCUUUUAAUUUUGGUGUGGUUGACGACGGAAUCUUCCGCUCAGGAUUUCCAGAUACAACUAACUUAUCCUUCUUGAAAACUCUCGGGCUUCGCUCAAUCAUAUAUCUAUGCCCUGAACCUUAUCCUGAGGAGAAUUUAGAGUUUCUCAAUGCAAAUGCGAUUCAGCUCCAUCAAUUCGGAAUCCAGAAAUCUAAGAAUCCUAUAAUGGAGAUCCAAGAGAUAAAAAUUUGUGAUGCUUUAAAGGUUCUUAUGGAUCCAAAAAACCGUCCGGUGCUCAUCCAUUGCAAACGUGGAAAGCAUCGAACUGGUUGUGUUGUGGGGUGCUUUAGAAAGUUGAAAAAUUGGGGCAUGAGUGCAAUUCAUGAAGAGUACAAACACUUCGCUGGUGACAAGUCAAGAGUUUCUGAUCAAAAGUUUCUUGAGACGUUUGACAUUUCUAGCUUCAUCAAAUCUUGAUCAUGUUAUCCAUCUUGUGUGUGCGUUUUUUUUAUAUAUAGUUAUCUAAAAGUAUAGUAUAAAAAUGGAGUUUAUGAUUAUGAUGAUUCAAUCUAGAAAGAUUGGCUCAUUGUGUUCUUUCUAUGUUAUGUAAAACAUGUUUCUGUGUAGAUUCUUAGUUUACU